AUGCUAUUAACUGCAACAUGUACAACAUCUGAUGUUGAAGAUAUACGGCAGAAUUUAAAUAUUUUACCAACCAAUUUUACUAUUAUUCGUGGUACUUCAUUGGCAAGACAAGAAAUUGAUAUUCAAGUAAUAUCAAAACCUUCAAAACAAAAUUUAUAUUCUCAAAUACAAAAUAUUUUGGUUGGCUUGACGACUGGAAGAUGCAUUAUUUAUUGUUCAGGACCUAGUUCUUGUCAAGAAUUGUUUCACUAUCUGCAUGAAAAUCUUUCAGCAUUAUCAUUUGGUUUGUAUCAUGGCGAAUUAGAUGGAGAACAGCGUAAAAUGGCAAUCAGAAAUUGGAAAACAGGAAUUAUUCAAAUUAUGAUAGCAACUAAUGGUUUUGGUAUGGGGAUUAAUGUGCCAGAUGUAUAUCUGAUUAUACAUACAACUAUUCCUUUGUCAAUGACAAAUUUUAUACAAGAAAUUGGACGAGCAGGACGUGAUGGAAAACCCUCAAAAAGUAUUGUGUUUUAUUCAAGAAAUGAUAUACGAACCUUAUUUUCAAUAAUUACACAAAGAGAAGAGAGGUAUGAUUAUUUAUUUGUCUUUUUUUUUUUAAUAAUAAAUUUUGACAAUGGGUUAGUCCACCGCAAGAGAAUAAUAGUGAAACAUUAGCAAAAAGAGUAAGACAUUAUGAGGGUCAACAAAAAAUAUUACAAGUGGUUCACUUCUGCGAAACAAAAUAUGUUUGUCGCCAUUUAUUGAUUGCACAUCAUCUUUCAUGGAAUGAAGAUAUUUCAAAUGAAG
This is a messenger RNA of Rhizophagus irregularis DAOM 181602=DAOM 197198, 786 nucleotides long. Lineage: Eukaryota; Fungi; Glomeromycota; Glomeromycetes; Glomerales; Glomeraceae. The record is from RefSeq and is a predicted model, not a curated record.